This is a messenger RNA of Venustampulla echinocandica, 1377 nucleotides long. RefSeq names its product putative zinc-type alcohol dehydrogenase-like protein. The record is from RefSeq and is a predicted model, not a curated record. Gene Ontology annotation, molecular function: zinc ion binding; oxidoreductase activity. The coding region runs from base 1 to 1377 and encodes 458 amino acids. Lineage: Eukaryota; Fungi; Ascomycota; Leotiomycetes; Helotiales; Pleuroascaceae. The transcript is spliced from 3 exons.
AUGGGCACGAAGAUUACCCCGCUAGGUAUUAACACUACCGUUGCCAACCAGGCACAAAAGGCCAUGGGAGACCGGCCUACCACCACAACCAACGACCCGAGGUAUAGGCCAAACGAGACACAACUCACUCUGCAAUGGUACGGCAACGCAGAUGUCCGUGUUGUUGAAGCGCCAGUUCCUGCGAUCACAGAGCCUACAGACGUUAUUUGUAAGGUCACCGGGACAACUAUCUGUGGUUCAGAUCUUCAUCUGUAUCACAAAGAAAUUAUGCAAUUGCAGCGUGGAGAUAUCCUCGGCCACGAAUGGAUCGGUAUCGUUGACGAAGUUGGGUCGGACAUCAAGAAUGUCAAGAAGGGAGACCGAGUUGUUGCAUCUUUCCAAAUUGCCUGUGGUACAUGCAAGUACUGCAAAAAAGGGCUAUCGUCGAUGUGCGAUACGACGAAUUCUUCCUCCGUCCAGGAGAAGUUGUAUGGCAAACCGUUCGCAGGCCUCUUCGGAUACACCCAUUUCGCAGGUGGCUUUGCCGGAGGACAGGCUGAAUAUGUUCGGUGCCCGUAUGGCGAUGUAAAUCUCCUGAAGGUUCCGGAUAGUGUUCCUGAUGAAAAAGCGCUGUACCUCUCCGAUAUCGUUCCCACUUCAUACCAUUCAGUUGUCUGCGCCGAGGUCAGCGAAGGGAAGAGCGUAGCAAUAUGGGGAGCCGGUCCUAUUGGAUUGUUAGCUGCAAAGUGGUCUAAGUUGGCUGGAGCUCGCCGAGUUAUUGUUAUUGACAAUGUCGAGGACCGUCUUGUAUUAGCGAAGGACAAGAUUGGCUGCGAGGUCAUCAACUUCGAUGGAUAUUCGGAUGUUGUUGAAGCCAUCUACAAGCUGGAACCAGACGGAGUUGACUGUGGUAUUGACGCGGCAGCAUUCCGAUAUACAAAGGGAUUUCUCCAUACCGUUCAACGCGCGAUCGGUAUGGAGACUGACAGUUCCGAGAUCGUCAACGAAGCCUUGAGGGCCGUUCGGAAAUUUGGAACUAUCUCUCUUGUUGCUGACUAUGCGGCAACGACCAACCAAUUCCUGAUCGGCGCACUUAUGGAAAAGGGCAUCACGCUCCGAGGGGCCGGCCAAGCUCCAGUUCAUAAGUACUGGAAGGACCUCAUGAAGAAGGUUGAAGCCGAGGAGUUUGAUCCAACGAUCAUUCUCUCACAUCGUUUUAAGUUUGAUGAGUUUAGAGAACUCUAUGAGGCUUUUGACAAAAAGGAAUUGGGCAUUAUGAAGACGUUUGUCGAGACGAGGUUUUCUCGCCCACGCGCAGCGGGGACUCCAGCUCUUAGCUGUUUUAAAACGGGUGAUGUGAAGCCUUCUACGGCUGUGGAGACUGCUCCUGCUGUGUAA